Messenger RNA from Pecten maximus, 756 nucleotides. RefSeq names its product alpha-1A adrenergic receptor-like. The record is from RefSeq and is a predicted model, not a curated record. The coding region runs from base 1 to 756 and encodes 251 amino acids. Gene Ontology annotation, molecular function: alpha1-adrenergic receptor activity. Lineage: Eukaryota; Metazoa; Mollusca; Bivalvia; Pectinida; Pectinidae. The transcript is spliced from 2 exons. Gene Ontology annotation, cellular component: membrane. Gene Ontology annotation, biological process: cell-cell signaling; phospholipase C-activating G protein-coupled receptor signaling pathway; adenylate cyclase-activating adrenergic receptor signaling pathway.
AUGACAGUCCCGCCGUUGUUUGGGUGGGGGACAUCAGCACCCCCAAAUCCCUCAAUGUGCUUUCAUAAUAUGGACACCGGCUAUGUACUGUUCAGUGCGUUUGGUCUGUUCUUUUUACCCACGAUCGUCAUGAGUUGUUUGUAUUUACGCAUUUUUCAAAUAGUUAAACGGAAUUUAAAAGCAAUGAAAACCGGUGUGAAAUCUAUGGGUAGUGGAUCAAAUGACAUAAAUUUACGGAUACACCGAGCCAGGCCUAAACGUAUACAUGAUACGUCUGAAGGCAGAAACAACAAAAGUUUCAUCAGUAAUGCCUCCGAUGAUUCCGGAAGUGACGUCAGUAUUGUAACGGACGUGUCAAACGCAACGGCACACGUUUAUGCCAUUUCAGCAACGAAGAUAAGUGAAACAGAUGUCGAUGUACCCGUGUCUGCUGAUUACUGUGAUAUUGCAAGGAAUAAAAAUGAAGCAGUGUCUUCAAUGAGGAAAAGAAUUGCUUGUUUUAAACAGGAGAACAAAGCGGCGAUUACGCUCGGCCGCGUCGUUGGAGCUUUCGUUGUUUGUUGGCUUCCAUUCUUCGUGUAUCUCCCAUUAGACGCCGCCACCGACGUAGAAUUCCCUGGUAUCGUAGUGAAGGUGACGUUCUGGCUGGGUUACGUCAACUCGGCGAUCAACCCAUUCAUAUACGCUUACUCUAGCCCGGAGUUCCGGAAAGCGUUUGCGAGAAUUCUGAAAUGUCGACGGAAGAUGUAUUAUUGA